Messenger RNA from Moneuplotes crassus, 1554 nucleotides. Lineage: Eukaryota; Ciliophora; Spirotrichea; Euplotida; Euplotidae. The record is from the annotation of a GenBank genome assembly.
UGGACACGGAUAUGAUUGACCAAAUUCAGAAAAAUAUGGAUCAAGAUCCUCAGCUUAAAGACCUCUUCGAACCUUCCAGUGAGGAGAACAGUCAGAAUGAUCAUGGAUUUACACAAGGCUCCAAGAAGUUUUAUAGCCAAGAUUCAGCAAUGGCUCCUCCUAAAGUGAGCAGAUCUAAGCAAAGAGAGCUAGCCUUUCUUAAAUAGGGCUCAAGAAAUUGGCCUAGAGCCUUAUAAUGAGUAUCAUGGGAAAAAGAAAACAAUGAUUAAGAAGCAAACUCCUGGCAAAGAUCUAAUAUUUUCUAACAUUAGGCAUAAAGAGAGCACAAGUCAGCAGAGAAGAGACCAUGCUUCGAGGGAUGAACAGCAACUGUCAAACAAGAGUCUUGCACUGAAGACUGGCACAAAUAAAGAAAAGAUUCAAAAACACAAAUUGCAUCAGUCUCAGCGUACAGUAGGGAAGAAGACUUUCGAAUGAGAGGAAGCAAAGCCCUCCAAUGGGGUGGCUCAAAAGAGAGUGGAAGUAAUAGAGAUAUCUUCCAAAACCUCCAGCUCAGGGAACUACUCAACUCCCAUUGAAAGUUGACCACCUAUUGAAAAUUGACCAUCUGUUGAAAGCUGACCACCUGUUGAUCAUAAAGCCCAUGAGGUAGUAUCUCUGGAUUCUUCCAACUCUGAUGACAAGAAUAUCGAUGACCAACCGCUCAACCCCAAACAAAAGAAAAGAGAUAAAAAGAAAGAACAAGUUGAUGCCAAAAAUGCGCGUGAUUUUGACUCAAGCCCACCUAAGAAAUCCAGAAUGGUAUCUUCUACUCCAACUGUGAACUCUGAGGUGAUGGAUAAAUAUCUACAACAGACUCCUCCUGACCAAAUAGAGAUAGUUGAGUUUGACUCAAGACCUAAAUGGCCAACUGAAAAUUGAUCGAAUUUCCAAGAUCAGUUGAAGCUCAUUGCAUCCCAGAGGAAACGAAAUAAAGCAGAUACUCUUGGCAGCAACAUGUUUCAAGAAAUGAAAUCGACUCUAAGUAACAUAGAGGCUUCAAUGGACUCUCCACAAGGUCCUAUUCAGAAGGAAUACAUCCACUUAAAGGAAUCUAUUUACCCAUUUUGGCAGAGUACAUUUCAUCACUUGGAAUGGAAUGAUGACUCAGAUGCAAAUAAGAUCAAAUCUCGCGAAGAGCUUAAGGAAAGGAUGCUGGAUUCUCUCCAGUACUUCUCAGGCCACAAGCUGUACAGAUAUGCUGACCCUGAGGAUGUUAAGAGAGGCCUGCUUCAGAAUUAUCCCUUUGUCGAAGAUUCUGACUCUAAGACUGAAGUUAAACUUCUUGAGGGCAAGUUUCAUAUGCUCAAGAUCAUUGUUGAUGGUAUCACAAAGAAGAUAAGAGUCUCAAUAAUUAAGAAGGAUUUCACUUAAAUACACAUCAGAUCAGCAGAUAUAGAGGCUAUGGUAUAGCUCAAGGUAAGAAUAAGCUUUCCCAAAGUUAUGCCAGAUCACAGAGGUAACUGCCUCUAAUGUAUCAAGACCAGACUUUAUUUGGAACAUAUCCUCUAUAUA